Molecule: messenger RNA, 3082 nt
Organism: Drosophila virilis
Lineage: Eukaryota; Metazoa; Arthropoda; Insecta; Diptera; Drosophilidae
Source: RefSeq, a predicted model, not a curated record
UUUAUAUACACACACAAACACACACACACACACACACAUGUGCAAGUAAUGUUUUUCCGUGUGUGUGUGUAUGUGGGGGGAAAAUUGUAAUAAUAUAUGAACGUAAGAAAAACGCUGGAAAUGGAAAACUAAAAGUAAAUUUCGAAACAUCAGCAGCAGCAGCAGCGGCGGCAGCGCAAAUAUGCAGCUGUGUGUGCGCGUAUGUGUGUAAAUUAUUAACAGUUAGGCUGCGCAAAUCAAAAGCAAAAGCAAACGAAGAAGAAAAUAAACAGCAGCAAAUAAAAAAAAAAAAAAAACGUGAACAACAUUCAAUGUGCCAUCAUUUUCAACAGAACAACAACAACUACUAUAAUUAAGCAAAAGGAGCAGCUUUAAAAAAAUAUACAUAAAUAAAUACAUAUACACACACGUAAUUAUAAGCGUUAUUAUAUACAGUAUUAGCAACAAAAACAACCAACCACAACUACACAACUACAGAAGAAAAAAGAAGAACAUAAAAAUGUCCUGCAUAUCGAGCAAUUUUAGCUCAUUCUUUCUCAACUCCUUGAACGAUCCUUCAGAGUUUUCCAAGUACUUGAGCAAUGGCGAGCUGAAAUGCACAAAUUUCGAGGAAUUUCAAGUGUUUGCUCAGUCAACGCAACAGCAGCAGCAGCAACAGCAGCAGCAACAACAACAACCACAAACACAGUAUUCAUGCACAAAUGGCGUCGGCAGCGCUGAGCUUCUUGACUAUGAGGCAGCGACGUCGCAGUCGCAGCGAGAAGCUGCCGAAACGCCGGCAGCGUCAAGCAUCACAGCGUUGCCAAACAAUCGCUGGCCCACAGCGGUGGCAACGCCAAACGGACACGCGCCAGCCUCUGCCGCUGCAGCCGCCGCUGCGGCUGCGGCUGCCGCGACCGCUCAACAUUUCGAUGGUUCCUUUGAGUUUAUCAAAUAUCUGCGCCACUCCACGGACUUUACGCCAAACAACAGCAGCAGCACCACCAGCACAGCGGCGGCAGCGGACAAGGCUGGCAGCAGCAAACUGACUGCAGCCGGCGCAGCGGGCAGAAUCACACCACCGCCGCUGGCCGCGUCGCCAGUGGGCGGCAGCGGGUGCGGCGUCGGACUUCUGGAUUUGGACUCGACGAGCAUCUCGCAAAAGUCGCGGUCGGCGUCGCGCAAAGUCGCCGCGCUGCUGUCUUCCGUUUCGCGCUCUUCCAACAGCCUGGACGCCAGCUCCUCGACGCUGGACGCCGUCUUCGAUCACGACUCGAAGCAAACGAUCUUUGAGCUGCAGCACCUGACGAGCGCUUCGAAUGGCUCAAAUGCCUCCAAUUCGAAUGAGUCAUCGCUGGAGCUGCUCGCCUUUCCCAGCUCCCAUUUGAAUGCCUCCAAUUCGAACACCUCGUCCGAGGAGCAUUGCGGCAGUGCUGCUGAAUUUGGUGGCCUGUUGGGCGGAGCCAGUUGCUCCAGCGCCUCCUCGGCAGCUGGCGGUGCGCCCAAGCUAUUGGGCAGCUUUGUGAUCAAGGAGAACUUCGAGGUGCAUCCCUCGCACAAGGUGGAGGAGGGCAUCUUCCAGCACAUGAACAAGCUGCCCUCAAAGAAGAAGGACACGCUCAAGCAGCUGGGCGUUCGAUUCACGGGUCAAAUGACAUUGACGGACAAAUCGAUUGUUGUCGAAAACUUCAUCAAAUUUUGUGAGGAAUACGAUAUUAAGGAUCAUCGGCCGUGGUUAUCCUUAAACCAGUGUGGCCUCAACAAGCCCGAACAAAUCAAAUUCGCGCGCUAUUUGGGCCAAGGAUUGCCAACGUUUACGCUCUUCUGCAUUUAUAGCAACUUUAAGAAUCUGUUCUGCACCAAACGCACAGAAAUCUAUACCAAGGAUGGCUACAAUCUGCCUUAUAUACUCGAUAAGACCAAGCGCUUCCUGGCCAAUACAACAGCUGACCUCAAGAAUAUGGCGGCCGCAAAUGACGGUACGCUCGAGUUUGCCAGCAAUAGCAGCAGCAGCAGCAAUAGCAACAAUAACAACAACAACAGCAGCAGCAGCAGCAGCGUUAACAGCAACAGCAGCAACAACAGUAACAGCGCCAACAUAGUUAACAGCUACGUAACAGCAGCGGCUUCUGCUCAACCCCUGGACACACGCUACGGUUGUGUGGCGCCUGCGUCGCUGCCCCUGUUGCCGCCACCGUCACUGCCGCCGCUGGGACCGCCGCCGCGUUCACUCGAACAGCUUAUCAUCUAUGAGAAUUUCAAUGUGCACGAGACGCACCGCAUCGAAGAUGGCGUCUGUACGCACAUCAGCCGCCUGCCGCCCAAGAAGCAGGAGCUAUUGAAACAGUUCGGUAUACAGAGUAGUAGCCAGCAAUGUCUGAGCAAUUAUGAAAAGUGCAUACUCAUCGAGAACUUCAUCAAGUUUUGCAAUGAAUAUCAGAUAUCCGAUCAUCGACCCUUUUUGGACUUCCACGAGAGCGCUUUAUCCAAAUGUGAACAACUUAAAUUUGUACGAUAUCUGGGCCAGGGGCUAUCCAAUCUGACGCUAAACAAGAUCUAUGUGGCAUUCAAGGAGUUGCUCGGCAACGGACGACCCGACAAAGCUGGUUCGGACAGUUACAAUUUGGACGUACUCCUGAAGAAGAAGCGCAAGAAUCUCUACAAUCGCCUGCAUGCGGCUGCAACAAGUGUCGAUUUAACAAAGUACGAUACCACGCCGCCAUCGGCACAGGCGGCAAAUUCUUUGGUAACACAAACGCCACGCCCACAGCACGCCUUCGCCGCACUGACAGCAGCUACGCAGCAGAGCGAUGCGUGCAGCGAACUGACGACGCAAUACAGUUAUGUGCCACGGUAAAAGCUAUCCUUAGCGCCUGCGCUGGCGUUGCAAAGCUACAACACAAAUACACACAAUAUACACAUACACACGCAUACAUAUUACAUAUACUUCCUGGAACUGGACCAGUAACUGUUGUGUCUUCAAUACGAAAAAGAAACAAAAACAAAAACAAAAUUAUACGCAAAAUGUGGAAAUUGUUAAGCGAAAUGAUGCUAAGUAAAUUAUUGAAAACUAAGUGCUAAAUUAUAAAGAGAAUACAAGAAA